AUGGCCAAAUACUACGAGAUCGUCGUGUAUACGGCCAGCCUCAGCAAGUACGCGGACCCGCUUCUCGACAAGCUAGACCCCGAAGGAGUCAUUCGUUACCGGCUAUAUCGCGAGCACUGCGUUCAGUACGAGGGUUGCUAUGUGAAGGAUCUAUCCUUACUUGACCGUGACAUCGCGCAGACGAUCAUCAUCGACAACUCACCGAUGUCGUACAUUUUCCACCCGCGCAAUGCCAUCGGCUGUUCCAGUUUUAUUGACGAUCCGAAUGAUCGAGAGCUCGUUUCCAUCUCUCGCUUCCUCACAAAGAUCCGCGACGUGGAAGAUGUGCGCAACCACCUGCACAUCUGGGAUGCCGACUAUUAGCACGCGAUCGACUCAGCGGCUUGCCAACUUUCCUUUUGCUAUUGAAGAACCAAGUGUGACCUAAAAGUAUAUUAGAAAUACGAAUUACUUAGAUUAUAGAUAAGAUCAAUAAAAAUAAUCAUGUUUCUCAAAAGCAGGAC
Molecule: messenger RNA, 503 nt
Organism: Phytophthora nicotianae INRA-310
Lineage: Eukaryota; Oomycota; Peronosporomycetes; Peronosporales; Peronosporaceae
Exons: 1
Coding region: 1-363 (120 amino acids)
Molecular function (GO): phosphoprotein phosphatase activity
Source: RefSeq, a predicted model, not a curated record